CUGCCUGAUCCUAGUCAACACCGAAGAGAGUUCGGCGCGACUGUCAUUAAUCGCGCGGCUCAUCCGCCUUCCCUGUUUGCUUUAUUCGGCCUUAUUACUAAGAUGCACUGGAGAUGGUAGCUCUGGUGCCAGAGAUCAGGAAUAUGGGCCCUCUCCACCGAGUAGAGUUUGCGUAUGGUAACGACGAUCACAGAUGCAUGAACGUUUGACGUCUUCUAUCUCUCGCUUUUUAUGCUUUCUUUCUUUCUUUCCUUCCAUCGAUAAUUGACCCUCUACAAUCCAAACAAUCAUGGCCAACAACGAGCGACAGUGGUGGAAAGAAGCCAUCGUAUAUCAAGUCUACCCAUUCUCCUUCAAAGACACCACAGGGAAUGGCAUAGGAGAUCUGAAUGGCAUCACCUCCAAGCUCACCUACCUGCGCGACCUCGGAGUCGAUGUCAUCUGGCUGAGCCCCAUCUACGCAUCUCCCAUGAAGGAUCAAGGCUACGACAUUUCCGACUACCGCGCCAUCAACCCCGACCUGGGCACGAUGGCGGAUUUCGACAAUCUAGUCGCGGAAGCGCAUCGGAUAGGGCUGAAAGUGGUGAUGGAUCUCGUUGUCAACCAUACGUCGGAUCAACAUGCGUGGUUCCAGGACAGCAAGGCUGGUGGUGAGAAGCGGGACUGGUAUAUCUGGAAACCGGCGAAAAUUGGUACAGACGGCCAAAAAGAGGAACCCAACAAUUGGGGUGCCAUCUUUGGCGGCUCUUGUUGGGAAUGGUCUCCUGAGCGUCAAGAGUACUACCUACACGUGUUCGACGUCUCUCAGCCUGAUUUGAACUGGGAGAACCCGGACGUCCGCACCGCAGUCUGGGACAUCAUGGAGUUCUGGCUGGAGAAGGGCUGCGACGGCUUCCGCAUGGACGUAAUCAACUGCAUCUCCAAAGACCCCGGCUUCCCCGACGUGCCCAUCCUCGACGAAUCCCAGAAAUUCCAAUACGGGCUCAAAUCGCGCUUCAACGGACCGCAAGUCAUCCCAUACCUGACCGAAAUGUACGACAAGGUGAUUUCAAAACGGCAGCCUGCCAUCUUCACAGUAGGCGAAACGCCCGGCGUGGCGACGCCUCAGGAAGCCAUUGAAUACCUGCAAGCCGGCCGGCCUCUGCAGAUGCUCUUCCACUUCGAGCACAUGUACAUCGACCACCAGCCGGGCAAGACCUGCUUCUACAAGCGGGAGUGGGCCUUGACGGAACUCAAGGCGAUUCUGGGAGGCUUCAUGACGUACAUGCAAGACCAUGACGGCUGGGACAGUCUCUACCUUGAGAACCAUGACCAGCCGCGUAUCGUGUCUCGUUGGGCGGACGACGGCGAUGACACGCUUAGGGAGAGGGCGGCCAAGAUGCUCGCCUUGUUCCAUGUCACCGGUCGGGGCACAGUCUUCAUCUACCAAGGCCAGGAAAUCGGAAUGGCGAAUGCAAAGCAGUGGACUUUCGACGAACUGCGGGACGUCGAGCAAAUCAACCACUACAACACCAUCAAAGCUACUCGACCCGAGGGCGCAGAUAUGAGCGAUGUCUUGGCCGAUAUCCAGCGAAUCGGACGAGACAACUCGCGCUUGCCCAUUUCUUGGGACGCUUCGCGGAAUGCGGGCUUUACUUCGGGGACGCCGUGGAUCAAAGUCAACGAAGACUACCAGACUUGGAAUGUGGCUUCUCAGGAGGGCAAGAAGGGCAGCGUGCUGAGUUUUUGGCAGCAGUUGUUGAAACUCCGCAAGAGUGAGCCUACUCUCGUUUACGGCAGGUUUGAGCUGGUCGAUGAAGCGUCGGAGGAUGUGUACGCCUAUACCAGAAGCGAUGCUGAUGGUGUGUUCCUGGUCGUGUGCUCGUUCAAAUCAAAGGAAGUGUCGUGGAACUGUCCUAUUGAGGCAAAAGGCAAGCUGAUCAUGUCGAAUUACGAUGUGCAGGAAGGAGACGGAAAAAUGUCGUUGAAGCCAUACGAAUGUCGCUUAUAUCGCAGAUAGAA
Neohortaea acidophila is the source of this 2001-nucleotide messenger RNA. Its product is annotated as alpha amylase. The record is from RefSeq and is a predicted model, not a curated record. The transcript has a single exon. Bases 290 to 1999 code for a protein of 569 amino acids. Gene Ontology annotation, molecular function: alpha-amylase activity. Gene Ontology annotation, biological process: oligosaccharide catabolic process. Lineage: Eukaryota; Fungi; Ascomycota; Dothideomycetes; Mycosphaerellales; Teratosphaeriaceae.